UACUACGCGAAGCUGCUGGGGGAGCUGAACGAGCAGCGCAAGCGGGACUUCUUCUGCGACUGCAGCAUCAUCGUGGAGGGGCGCAUCUUCAAAGCGCACAAAAACAUCCUCUUCGCCAACAGCGGCUAACUCCAAAAAAAAUUCCGAGCGCUGCUGAUCCACUACAUCCAGGACAGCGGGCGGCACAGCACCGCCUCGCUGGACAUCGUCACCUCCGAGGCCUUCUCCGUCAUCCUGGAUUUCCUUUACUCCGGGAAGCUGGAUCUCUGUGGGGAAAACGUUAUUGAGGUGAUGUCUGCGGCUAGCUAUCUGCAGAUGACCGAUGUGGUCAACUUCUGCAAAACGUAUAUAAGGUCGUCGUUAGAUAUUUGCAGGAAAAUAGAGAGAGAAGCUGCUUUCUAUCAGGCGGAUAGCGGGAGCGCUAGCUCUGCGAGAGAGGGCACCUCGUACAGCUCAAAGAGCCAGUGCUCUGCCUCUGUCUCUUCCCUGCAGGAAAAGGGAAGGAUUUUGGAUUGCCAGAGAGAUCCUCCCUGCGGCGAGUGCAGCAGCUGCCAUCCCCUGGAGCUUGUGGUCAGAGACCCCUUGGGCAGCGGUUCUCCGGAUGACGUUAAUUCUUCGCUGCCCAAGGUGGUGGAACCCAAAGUCGAGUUUGACGCCGAUGAAGUAGAGGUGGAAGUGGGCGAACGGCUGGCGCCGGAUCCGACCCUCGAGCAGAUGGAAGAGGGGCUGCACGGUGGGCAGGCGAUGGACCUGGCCUGCAAUAACUAUCACAUGAAACAAUUCCUAGAGGCCCUGUUGCGCAACAGCUCAGCUCAGAGAAAGGAUGACGUGGUUCAUCACUUUGUCCGGGGCUUUGAGGGUAGGACAGAGGAUGCAGGGGUAGCCAUGAGUUCCAUGAUGGACAUUCACAGCGACUGGUAUGGUGAGGACACAGGUGAUGUGUUAGUUGUGCCAAUCAAGCUUCACAAAUGCCCGUUCUGCCCCUACACGGCUAAGCAGAAAGGAAUACUGAAGCGGCACAUUCGCUCUCACACAGGUGAGAGACCCUACCCCUGUGAGACGUGUGGGAAACGUUUCACUCGGCAGGAACACCUUCGGAGUCAUGCCUUAAGUGUGCAUCGAUCAAACAAGCCAAUUAUCUGUAAAGGUUGCAGGAGGACGUUCACCAGUAGCCUGUCUCAAGGAUUACGCCGCUUUGGCUUGUGCGACAGCUGCACUUGCGUGACCACUACCCACGAGGACUCGAUGCCCAUUAACCUCAGCUUAAUGGAACCUUCAUCAGAAGGCCAGGAGAAAGGUGAUGCCGAUAACGAUUGGCCCAUCUAUGUGGAGUCUGGGGAGGAAAACGAUCCCGCUGAUGAUGAUGAUGCUGAUGGUGAUGACAAGCAGGAAAUCCACAGGAGCUUAUCAGACCGAGAAACACUUAUGUAG
This is a messenger RNA of Tauraco erythrolophus (red-crested turaco), 1431 nucleotides long. It is a transcript of the gene ZBTB8B, whose product is annotated as zinc finger and BTB domain containing 8B. Gene Ontology annotation, biological process: regulation of transcription by RNA polymerase II. Lineage: Eukaryota; Metazoa; Chordata; Aves; Musophagiformes; Musophagidae. Gene Ontology annotation, molecular function: RNA polymerase II cis-regulatory region sequence-specific DNA binding; protein binding; DNA-binding transcription factor activity, RNA polymerase II-specific. The record is from RefSeq and is a predicted model, not a curated record.